AGACUGGAGCACCGAGAGAAUAGAUAAGUAUAGACAGCUUUCAUCUACAGGCUAGUUACCGUAUUUUUCGCUCCAUAAGACGCACCUGACCAUAAGACGCAACUAGGUUUUAGAGGCAGAAAACAGGAAAAAAAUAUUCUGAACCAAUGGACUACAGACAUUAUACAGGAGAUGACCAGAGACUGCGGACAUAGUACAGGAGAUGACCAGAGACUGCGGACAUAGUACAGGAGAUGACCAGAGACUGCGGACACAGUACAGGAGAUGACCAGAGACUGCGGACACAGUACAGGAGAUGACCAGAGACUGCGGACUAGUACAGGAGAUGACCAGAGACUGCGGACAGUACAGGGGAUGACCAGAGACUGCGGACACAGUACAGGAGAUGAGCAGAGACUGUGGACAACAGUACAGGGGAUGACCAGAGACUGCGGACAUAGUACAGGAGAUGAC
Molecule: messenger RNA, 453 nt
Organism: Staurois parvus
Lineage: Eukaryota; Metazoa; Chordata; Amphibia; Anura; Ranidae
Source: the annotation of a GenBank genome assembly